AGCCCACAGUCAUCCAACACUGCAAGGUGCAGGAUCGUCUGAUACGGCAACUACUACAAGUCAACAAUGUCAACCUAUCAUAAAGCAUCUGGGACGCUUAGUGCCCUUAACACCGAGUGUCGAUCGAUUUGCAGGGUCAACAACAGGCAUUUAUUUUAUACGCUGUGCCGAAUCAGUAUACAAGUCUCUGUUCGAUCAUGAAGAAGGCUUUCCAGAUAUUGUUAAUCGGCUCCAUUUACUCGGUCCUUGCCCAGAGUAUUCGCAACCUCUGCUUAUAUUACACUCGAUAAAUUAUUCUAGACCACCGCAUUUCGUGUUGGAAAAGACACGAGCAUCAUAUUUGGUUGCUUUAACAGAGUUCUUCCAUUCUUGGUCAUCUAUUUGGCCAAUACUCAUGAAGAAAGAGUUCCUUUCCGCCUUCCAUAGGAUCUUCGAUCGUGUGGAAGCCCACGACCCUAAUCUCUCACCUUCUGAUUAUGUUAUUCUGAGGCAAAUAUUUCUUGUCCUCUCUAUUACUGCAUGGGAAACUUGCUCAUCCACAGAGUGCAACACAUACUACCAUAAAGCCUUGGAAUGUGCCCGGAUAACAACCACACCUGAAAACGAGGACCUUCCAGGGCUGCAGUCUUUACUUUUAACUUGUCUAUAUCUUCAACUUACCCGGAAGCACGAUGAGUGGAUACAAACAUGCGGACAGGUUGUUCGACUUGCGCAAUCUUUAGGACUUCAUCGACAUUCCCGACGCUUCCGAUUCUGUGCGGGAGAGAUGGAGUUAAGAAAACGCAUAUGGUGGUGCGUUUACGCUGUUGACAUUGCGUGCAGCAUAGUACACGGUCUGCCGAAAAUGAUCCAGGAUGAUGAUGUGGAUACCGACCUACCUAUUGAUACGGAUCUAGAUGACGCGACUGCCACUGACAUACCGCUCCCCCUUCCGGGAGAGACAACAAGCAUGGCUACAUUCAUCCUCUACGUGAAAUUGCUCAGAAUAUUCUCCAGCUGCCUCAAGUCGCUAUAUACGACUACCAAACGACGAAAUGGUGUCGCCAAAAUCACUGCACUGGAUCACGAGCUGUCAGUGUGGCGCCACAGCGUAGUCCAGUUCCAAGGCAAUGAGAUGAAAGACCAUGACGAUGGUCUACCGGACACUCUUCAUAUGAACUCAGCAGAUCAGUCGUUCGAGACACUUUUUCUACACUUCUUAGGAAACGUGGCUGUUAUCUUGAUUCACCAGCCAGCAUUGACAUUCGACCCGAAGCACCCUCAAUUCAUGAAGAGUCUGUCGAGGUGCGUUCGUGCAGCACUCAAUAUACUCAGUAUGUUGGGAAGCAGCCAUGAUGACCGAAGACUUCACUGUUUGUUCCCGAACAAGUCAUCCAUAGUCUUCCAGUCGACGCUGCUGUGCUUCUAUCAUCAAUGGAUGUGCAUGGCGUCUUCAUUAACGCCAAGCCACAAUCUUGAUCCCUUGAUGGGCAGAAUAGUAGAUACUGCCCUCAAGCUUCUCGAUAUGCACAAGGCGGAACUAGUUACUCCUGAUACCAGUUCAAACACGACUAUUGACGUUCAGACGAUCUCAGCUGCUCAAAACCUUGUUCGGUUGUUUUCGAAUCGCAUAGAGCAUGCAGGAGAUGCGCCCGUGUCUACGGUACCGGCUUCUUCGAUGACUCAAACCCCUCCCUCAUCAUUCAUCUUCACACCGCCAGCUGGCCUGGGUAGUCAUGAACCACUGAGAUUUGAACGAGAAUCACAAAUGUCAACAAUUCCUCUUGACUUUGGGAUAUUGGAAGACGGUUUUCUCGACAACGGAUGGCUUUAAGGGAUAAGGAUACUUUAAUGGAUGCAAACAAAGGUGUUUACUCUAAUCGAAUCAGAUAUACAGAUAAAGAAAUUGUC
Aspergillus piperis CBS 112811 is the source of this 1890-nucleotide messenger RNA. RefSeq names its product fungal specific transcription factor domain-containing protein. Gene Ontology annotation, biological process: DNA-templated transcription. The record is from RefSeq and is a predicted model, not a curated record. Lineage: Eukaryota; Fungi; Ascomycota; Eurotiomycetes; Eurotiales; Aspergillaceae. The transcript is spliced from 2 exons. Gene Ontology annotation, molecular function: zinc ion binding; DNA binding. The coding region runs from base 395 to 1813 and encodes 472 amino acids.